UUUUAACAAAUACCGGUAUCAGUUCCUGUCACUCCCAGCUCAAAAACCACGCCCCACCUCGUUCUCUCUCCACGCAGCCAUCGUUUCUUCACUGAAACUCGCUUCAUUUUUUUUUUAAUUAAAAAAACAAAAAUUAAUCAGUCUAAUUUUCUUUUUAAAUAAAUAUAAAAGCGACACAACUCAUCAGCUAAAGAGAAAUUCUAUCCCAUUCUCUCUACAUUUCCUCAUGAGAACCAGCGGUACUGGCAACCGUCGGUGAAUUACAACGACGUCUUUUUUAUCCACUCCGGUUUUUCAAUGGCGAAGAAAGAAAAAGACGUCGUCUCACAAACCUUCCACGCCAUGGUAGAAAGCGCAGACCGGAAAUUUGGCCGAGUCCGUGACCUACCAUUGUACGGACGCGCACAGCAGAACCACUAUUUCCAGAAAGUAUUCAAGGCGUAUAUGAGGUUAUGGAAGUACCAGCAGGAGAACCGGUCAAAGCUAGUUGACUGCGGUUGGAACCGAUGGGAAAUUGGAGAGAUCGCGAGUCGGAUCGGGCAGUUGUAUUUUAAUCAGUAUAUGAGGAGUAGUGAAGCUAGGUUUUUAGUGGAAGCGUAUGUGUUUUAUGAGGCGAUUUUGGAGCGGAAGUAUUUUGAUGCCCGCGGAAGUGGUAAACCGAAGGUUGAUGUUGGUGUUAGGUUUAAGGAGUUGAGAUUUUAUGCUCGGUUUUUGCUUGUUGCUCUGAUUUUCAACAAGGUUGAUAUGGUGAGAUUGCUCGCUGAGAGGUUUAAAGGUCUUGUUGAUGAUAGCAUGACGAAUUUUCGUGAAACAAACUUCAAAGAAUGGAAGCUAGUGGUGCAAGAAAUUUUCCGCUUUAUGGAAGUUGGUACUGUCUUCACAAAUGUCAGGCCUUUGCGGUACUGUGCUCUGUUUGAUUCCCAUCCAGCUUCUCGUCCUUACUUGGCUCGUUUCCAUGCGAGGAAGAUUGUAAAAUUUAGAGAUGCGCUCUUGACAAGUUAUCAUAGAAAAGAAGUUAAAUUUGCAGAACUUACUUUAGACACUUACAGGAUGAUGCAAUGUUUAGAAUGGGAACCUAGUGGAUCUUUCUACCAAAGGCGUCCUGUUGAAUCAGUUUACCAAAAGCAUCCAGUGGAAUCGAAUGAAAAUGGCACUGUAAUUGAUCAUUCUGGAGCUGUUUCUGGAUUGAUAGAUAUAAACUUGGCUGCAGAUUUGACUGAUCCAACUUUACCACCAAAUCCCAGGAAAGCUGUUCUUUAUCGUCCGUCGGUGACCCGUUUGCUAGCAGUUAUGGCAACAAUUUGUGAAGAGCUCCCUCCAGAGACCAUUAUGCUAAUAUAUCUAUCAGCCUCAGGGAACGCUGCUCAUAGUAAUCUUUCUCAGGCAGGAAGCUCUGGGGGAUCAAGGAAAUCUUCCAAAGACAAGGUUGUCUCUGGAGUAUAUGGCGAAGAUAAAAGCUCUGCACCUGAAUCUCAUUGUAACGGCAAGAGAGAGUCAAGUGACUACUACGACAAUUAUCUCUGGUUAGGUCCCCGGGGAUAUGGUGGGUCAAAUGCCCUUUACCCUGGCGAUAUAAUUCCUUUUACUCGAAGACCUCUUUUCUUGAUUAUUGAUAGUGACAGCAGCCAUGCAUUCAAGGUCCUGCAUGGUGCAGAAAGGGGAGAGCCAGCUGCCUUGCUUCUUUCACCUUUGAAACCUGCAUUCAAGAACCUAUCUGCUGUUGAUACAUCACAUUGUGGAAGUCAGUUUACUUUUUUCUUGACUGCUCCUCUGCCGGCAUUCUGCCAGAUGGUUGGCCUCACUUCUGCUGAUUCUGAUAUGGAUUUUUACAAUGAUGCUGAGGAGAUACUCUCCAUUGCAUUCUCUGAAUGGGAGGUUAUUCUUUGUACAUCAAAAGGCCUGGAUCUGGUUUGGGCACAAGUUUUAUCCGAUCCAUUUCUAAGGAGGCUUAUUCUUAGAUUCAUAUUCUGCAGAUCUGUGCUCUCUUUCUUCUGCCCUCUUGAAGAUGAGCAAUAUCUACCCAUUUGCCUGCCCCAUCUUCCCAAUUCUGUCUCCGCGAGAUCUGAAGUUGUGCAGUCAGCUGUAUUUCGGCUUGCAAAUCACCUGAAGGUUGCAGAUUGUUUUCAAUUUGAUGACACAUAAGGAAGAUAAAACUAUAAAAAUGCAGGUUUCUGGCUCUCGAGUUCCAUUAACUUUAUGUGGUAAAUAACUCUUCGGUUGGUUUAAGGGCACUUCAAAGGAGGAGUAUUAUAAUUUGGUGAUACAGCUUAAGCUGGUGGUCAAGAAGAGUUAUUGGCUGAGCAUGGUUGCUUCUGCUGACGUGCGAACUUGUUAAUUCUUUGGUCAGCAUGUUGUGGUUUGCUGUUCUAGGUGGUACUUGAUGAUUUGCAGUUUUGUAUGAAUAUAGCUGCUUGGUUGUCUAGGUGUUAUCAGUGUAUAAUCUAAUUGGUUUUACACCUUUAGAGUUGUUUUCAAGCUAGUGCUAAAGUUUUGUACCUUUGUAAAAGAAAAUCAGGUUAGUCAAAUGGGAUAUAUGUUUUCAUUUCUUUUUUUAAGAAAGAAAAGUUAUAGUGGCAAUGGAUUCAUGCAUUAUUGUUGAAGCUGUGGGAGAGGCAUAUAUGUAAAUGGGUCCUGAAAUUGAAAUUUCUGGAUCCUUUCAGCUGUACAAUUUACAAAUUUGA
This is a messenger RNA of Populus euphratica (Euphrates poplar), 2681 nucleotides long. RefSeq names its product protein SCAI homolog. Gene Ontology annotation, molecular function: transcription corepressor activity. The transcript is spliced from 9 exons. NCBI's taxonomy places the organism in Eukaryota, Viridiplantae, Streptophyta, Magnoliopsida, Malpighiales, Salicaceae. Gene Ontology annotation, biological process: DNA-templated transcription. The record is from RefSeq and is a predicted model, not a curated record. The coding region runs from base 298 to 2142 and encodes 614 amino acids.